AUGGAUAAUUAUAAUGCAUCUAUACAGAAACCACAGUCUGAAUCAGAGACAGUGAAGCCUCAUCAGCCAUUCUUUAGAAGAUUCUCUAUUGAAGAAGGUGGCAUCGAACGAGUCACCGAUGAAGAGCGACAACAGAAUACAACCAAGUUCUGGCACGCUGCUACAUUCUGGUUCAGUGCAAACAUGGCCGUGGCUACCCUCAACAUCGGCUCCUUGGGAGGUUCACUCGGCCUUCCCUUUUGGGACUGCUUCAUCGUCAUUCUCAUAGUCAACAUCACAAGCAACUUGUUACCAGCCUGGACAUCUGUAUUUGGAUUAACCGGGCUACGCAUGACGACGUUCUCGCGAUACUCAUUCGGCUACUGGGGCAACAUGCUCGUCGUGAUAUUCUCCAUGGUCGCCACAACAGGCUGGAACGCCAUCAAUUCUAUCUCCGGGGCAGCCGUCCUGCACGCCGUCUCAGAUGGCCGAUUCCCCAUCUGGGCGGGCGUCAUCGUGAUCUGUGUGGCUGUCUGGGUUAUCUGCGUUCUAGGUAUUACCUGGAUCCAUCGCCUCGACACAUUUAUUUGGAUCCCGCCUUUGAUUGUGUGGUGUGUCGCAGCUGGGACGGGUGCUUCUCAGCUCACCGGUGAGGACCAUGUGCGUCUUCAGGGCUCAGACAAAGCAGCUGCUAUUCUUACAUUCAUGGCUUUGAUCUUUUCCUUCUCGGUAUCCUGGGUGAAUUGUGCGGCGGAUUAUAAUGUGCGCAUGCCUAAGGAUACGCCGCGCUGGCAGAUCUUCGGUGCGACCUAUGUGGGUAUCACUGUUCCUACUAUCCUUGUUCAGACUCUUGGUGCGGCAUUGUAUACAGGUACGAUUACCAAUGCUGCGUGGAAAGAGGCGUAUACGGCUUCUUCAAUUGGAGGAUUGCUCAAAAUGGCAUUGGAACCUGCAGGGGGAUUUGGAAAAUUUUUGAUGGUUCUUGCGGCAUUGAGCUCAAUUCCGAAUAACAUCCCAAACAACUACUCCUUUGCACUACACGCACAGAAUUUGGGACCGUGGGCUUUGCGAAUUCCCCGUGUGGUUAUGGUCACUCUUGGAUUUAUCGCGGCGAUAAUAAUCGGUUGUUGUGCAGCCAGAUAUUUCUCGGAUACUCUGCAGACAUUGCUUAGUGUGAUUGGGUACUGGACUGUAAUCCACAUCACUCUAGUGAUGGAAGAACAUUUCAUUUUCCGACGUGGAUGGAAUGGAUAUGAUUUCGACGCUUGGAACAGCGUCGCUAAAUUGCCAUUUGGAUGGGCCGCGAUUGGGGCUUUCGCCUUUGGGUUCCUGGGUGCCGCUCUUGGUAUGAAAACCGCGUGGUAUUCAGGUCCUAUUGCUUCUUUGAUUGGCAAGAAAGGUGCAAAUAUAGGUCAUGAGUUGACAUUUGCGUUCUCUGGGGCCGUAUUCCCUCUGUUCCGGUGGAUUGAAAAGCAUUAUGGGGGCCGGUGA
Penicillium samsonianum is the source of this 1470-nucleotide messenger RNA. Its product is annotated as purine-cytosine permease family protein. Gene Ontology annotation, molecular function: transmembrane transporter activity. The coding region runs from base 1 to 1470 and encodes 489 amino acids. NCBI's taxonomy places the organism in Eukaryota, Fungi, Ascomycota, Eurotiomycetes, Eurotiales, Aspergillaceae. Gene Ontology annotation, biological process: transmembrane transport. The record is from RefSeq and is a predicted model, not a curated record. The transcript is spliced from 4 exons. Gene Ontology annotation, cellular component: plasma membrane.